Molecule: messenger RNA, 996 nt
Organism: Prorocentrum cordatum
Lineage: Eukaryota; Dinophyceae; Prorocentrales; Prorocentraceae
Source: the annotation of a GenBank genome assembly
AUGGUUCUUAAAAUCCUAUGUGCGUUGUUCGUGCCAUGCUUUGCUCGCCCGCCAACGGUCACCCUGAGGAAUGGUGUUGAGAUGCCUCUGCUAUCUGCUGGCGUGUAUCAGUAUAAUUCCUCUGAGGCGCAUGCUUCGAUUGCAUCGGCGAUCAAAGUCGGCUUCACCGCACUCGACACAGCACUGGAUUAUUGGAAUCAGGAUGGCGUCGGUGCGGCGCUCAAGGAGGCGUUCGCGGCUGGUCUGAGGCGCGAUCAGAUAUUCGUCGAGACCAAGGUCCCUGGUUGUGCCAACCCUGCCGAGAAUACAACCCGCAAUCCGCUUACAUGCUACAGUGAUACGCAGAAGAACCUGGAGAGGGACUUGGAGUCCCUCGGCUUACCCUACGUCGACCUUGUGAUCAUCCACUUUCCACCUUUCCCAAGCUUCGCUGUGCGCUCCUGCAACGAAAUCACUGGCAGUUGCGGUAUGGCUCGCGCCCAGUGGAAGGCAAUGGUGGAAUUCUACAAGGCUGGCAAGGCCAAGGCAAUCGGAGUGUCUAACUACUGCCCCAGCUGCUUCAAUUGCUUGAAGGAUACUGACGUGUUCCCGAUGGUCAACCAGGUGAUGAUGCAUGCUGGUAUGGGCGUUGACCCUGGAAACAUCGUCAGCUAUGGCAAGAGCAAAGGUGUCGUUACACAGGCGUACAGCGCGCUGGGCAACACGCCGUGGACGCACCACGCGGAGCCAGAAAUCCUCACGGGCAAUUUGACGACUGCGAUUGCGAAGGCUCACAAUGUUUCAACGGUUCAGGUAGCCUUGAAAUUCCUCGUUGAGGCAGGAAUUCCAGCAGUCACAAAGUCGAGCAACUCCGCGCAUUUGGCUUCUGAUUUAGACCUCUGGUCGUGGAACCUCACCACGGAGGAGACGCAACAGAUGAACGAAUUCCGGAUCAACAAGGUUUUCGACAAGUAUUCUUUCGCGUGCAGCUCCAUCGCAGAUACCGUCGUUGUCUGA